GGGGGUAAUUUGAUGCCUGAAAGAAUGAGACUGUUGAAGGUUCACCUCCCCAAAUGACAGCUUGCUCAGCAGUCUGCCGCCUGACCAGUGAGCUGCCAGAGCCGCGCUGUCUGCGCCCAACUCAAAGGUCUCUGCACGUUGGACUUCAGGCACCGGCAGCGGCGGAUACGAUUGUACUGCUGACACCUGAUAUAUGUGCACACGUAUCAGAAAGGUGCACCACAGAAUGUCUUCCCUCUCCCAGCUGAAGGAACUUUUCCGUAGGGCGGAUGCAGUUUGCUUUGAUGUGGACAGCACGGUUAUUAAAGAGGAGGGCAUAGAUGAACUGGCUAAGUUCUGCGGAGUGGGAGAUGCUGUGGCAGAGAUGACUCGCAAAGCAAUGGGAGGAUCUCUGACCUUCAAGGCUGCUCUGACUGAGAGGCUGGCAUUAAUUCGCCCAUCUAGGGAACAAGUACAAGCUUUGAUAACGGAGCACCCUCCAAGGCUCACCGAGGGGAUAAAAGACCUCAUUUAUCGACUGCACCAGCGAAAUGUCCAGGUUUUCCUGAUAUCUGGAGGAUUUCGUAGCAUUGUGGAACAUGUAGCCGCAGAAUUGGACAUCCCAAUCACUAAUGUGUAUGCAAACAGGCUCAAGUUUUAUUUCAAUGGUGAAUAUGCUGGCUUUGAUGAGGCACAGCUCACGGCAGAAUCUGGUGGUAAAGGAAAAGUGAUCGGCUUAUUAAAGGAGAAGUAUGGCUUACACCAUGUAGUAAUGAUUGGUGAUGGAGCUACUGACAUGGAAGCCUGUCCUCCUGCUGACGGUUUCAUUGGAUUUGGAGGAAAUGUUAUCAGACAACAAGUAAGGGAAAAGGCCAAGUGGUACAUUACAGACUUCGAGGAGCUCUUGAGGGAACUGGACAAUAACAGCAUCAAAAUGAACCACAAUGAAAUAAUUGACUAACAAUAUGCUCCCGCUUAGUAUAGGAUUUUCUUCAAAUUGCAGUGUGGUCUGUACACUGCUGAAAGACAGAAGGAAAUGGAUAUGGAUGAUAGAUAGUCCUUAUAGUAAUAUGUAACAGGUAUGGUCUAGUCUGACAGUUAACACUGAGCAUGCUGUCAUGGUAUGACCAUCUGACCAGCUAUCCGUUUUAAAGCAAAACUCCACCCUAAACAAGAAGGUAUGGCUGGAGCUAAGCUUAAUAUCCCAUUCUUCCAAGUCCUACUCACUGGGAUCCAUGAAUUGGCUACCUGGAUUGCUGUAUGUAGUGAGGAAAUGUUAUCUGCUUCCUGCACCUUUUUGACUUGGGUGCUUUAAAGGGGUUUUCCAGGAGUACAAUAUUGAUUAGGUCAUCAAUAUCUCAUUGGUGGAGGUUCCUACUUCCGACACCCCCACUGAUCAGCUAUUUGAAGAAGCUAUCGCACUCUAGUGAGCUCUGUGGCCUCUUCCUAGGGCAGUGAUGUCACAUUUAUUGUUCACAUGGCCUGUGUGCAGCUCGGUUCAAUGUAAUGUACGGCAUUUCGCUUGGUAUGCUAUGAGAACACUGAAGCCUCUUCAAACCCUUCAUCAGUGACAGUGCUGCAUGUUGGGUCCUCGCCUACUAGAUAUUGAUAGUGAGAUGCACAAGGGAGAAGGUCAAUUGAAAGGAGUUCAACUGACCAAGGCAAAUGGAGAAACGUACGAAAGCGCCUGUAUUUUACUUGCUCCUGAUAAAGGGGAAACCUUGAUCCCCCGAAACGCGUUGAGCCAUAUAUUGUACAUUUAAAGGUGAUUUGAUCAGAAGCGCUGUGCCUCGCUGCCAUCAUUCACUGUGAUUCUACAAACGAUCCUGGCCAGGGGGGACCCGUCCCAGGUGUCGUGCUUAUCCUGCUGACUACCCCCCAGUGAAGUAAGUGCCUCACUGGAUGUUUCCCAUCCAUUUUAUCUCAUGCUUUUAUCUCUUGUCUUUAACCUCGUGUUUUUAAUCUCCUGCUGUUGCUGGAAGUGACCAUUGUCUGUUUUAAUCUACCCUUUAUUUUGUGUACCACUGAGACAGUACAUUCUCCACCUACUCUCAGCUUGGAUUGGCGCUUUCGUACGUUUCUCCAUUUCCCUUGGUCAGUUGAACUCCUUUUCAAUUGACCUUCUCCCUUGUGUAUCUCAUUUUUGCAUAGAGUGCCUUCAUUGGACACUUCUUUAGCUGCCUUCCUUGCGCUACUCUGACCUACUAUACCACUCUGUACCACCACUAGCGGCGCCUACUUUCACACACUCUGGGGUUUAUUCCAGAUCCUUGAGUGGUUGAAUUAACUAACUUCUUUUAUUUUCCCUUCUAUAGAUAUUGAUAGGUCAUCAAUAUUCUACUCCUGGAAAACCUCUUUUAGGCCUUUUUCAGACUGGCAUUAGGAUUGUCCGGCAGAGGAACAGCCUGCCGGAUCUAUACUAACGUUUGCAUGAGUGUGCUGCUGGAAGUCUGCCCUGGCCUCAUUCACCAUAAUGUGGACCGGCGGGAGAUGCGGCUGCAGCACGGCAAACAUGCCAAGAGGUGGCCGGACAAGCCUAAUGCCAGUGUAAAAGAAGCCUUAAAGUUGCCAUCAACAUUCCAAUAAUUUAUACAAUUCUAUUGAUAAAAAAAUAAUAAUUAUUCUUAAAUUUUGGGAAUCUUUUUGGUUAAUCAUAAAACUGUCAAGUUAUUAUGAUAUCGAGUAUAUAGUGAAUUACUACAGCGUUCUUCAUCAAUGGAGUGUCUCAGAUGAGGCUCAAUAGAAAAAUGGAAUUGUAAAUGGUUUGUUAUGGCAGAAUAUCUGAAUGCACUAAGAAUGAGCGCAUGCAUUUUUUUUUUCCCACCUGUGUUACUACGUUUUUUCUGGGUAUAUUUUGCAGGAUGGGAGAUUUAUCAAAACUUAAACAAAGAAAAACUAACUUAGUUGCUCAUAACAGCCAAUUGGUUUCCACCUGUCAUUUUGCAGAGCUGCUUGGGGAAAUGAAACUAUUGAUCGGAUUGGUUGCUUUGGACAGUUAAAGAGGUUGUCCCAUGACUAAUGUAACAAAUAAAAAAUAUAUAGGACAUGACGAUCACUUUCUAACAAAGCUAG
Molecule: messenger RNA, 3051 nt
Organism: Bufo gargarizans (Asiatic toad)
Lineage: Eukaryota; Metazoa; Chordata; Amphibia; Anura; Bufonidae
Gene: PSPH
Product: phosphoserine phosphatase
Exons: 7
Coding region: 194-940 (248 amino acids)
Biological process (GO): dephosphorylation; L-serine biosynthetic process
Cellular component (GO): cytoplasm
Molecular function (GO): magnesium ion binding; L-phosphoserine phosphatase activity
Source: RefSeq, a predicted model, not a curated record